Aureococcus anophagefferens is the source of this 774-nucleotide messenger RNA. RefSeq lists its product as hypothetical. NCBI's taxonomy places the organism in Eukaryota, Pelagophyceae, Pelagomonadales, Pelagomonadaceae. The annotation marks the transcript as partial. The transcript has a single exon. Gene Ontology annotation, biological process: protein phosphorylation. The record is from RefSeq and is a predicted model, not a curated record. Gene Ontology annotation, molecular function: protein kinase activity; ATP binding.
AUCGGCGAGGAGAGCAUCGAGCUCGGCGACCAGAUCGGCGGCGGCGGCGUCGCCCUCGUCUACAAGGGCUGGUGGGGCGACGAUCCCGUGGCCAUCAAGACGCUCUUCGACCCCAAGGUCGACGCGAAGCUCAAGCAGGAGUACAUGGACGAGCUCCUGGUGAUGAGCGAGCUCAAGCACCGGAACGUCGUCACCUUUUACGGCGCGUGCAUGGAGCCGCCGCGCCACUUCUUCGUCAUGGAGCUCUGCGACCGCAGUUUGUACGAGCUGCUCCACGGGUCGUCGAAGCGGGGCAUCGCGCCCUGCGCGCUGAGCGUCCACGAGAAGCUCCAGCUCGCCUGCGACGUCGCGGACGGCAUGGCGUACCUGCACGCGCGGAAGCCGCCCAUCGUGCACCGGGAUCUGAAGACCCACAACGUGCUCCAGGCGUCCAACGGCGUGCUGAAGAUCUGCGACUUUGGGCUCGUGCGCACGAAAAACAGCGGCGCGGGCACGCCGUCCUACAUGGCGCCGGAGCUCUUCACGGGCAAGCCUUUCAACGCGUCCGUGGACGUCUACGCGUUCGGCGUGCUGCUCUGCGAGCUCUUCUCCGGCGAGCAGCCCUUUUAUGGCUACGACUACAUGGACCUGCGGCGCAAGGUGCCCCUGGGCGAGCGGCCCGAGCUGCCGCGCUUCGACACGCCCGAGGGCAUCCGGCGGCUCAUCAAGGAGUGCUGGGACGAGGACCCGGGCCGGCGACCGACCUUCGAGGACGUCGUCGACGCCGUCGACGCC